CGUCUUCAUUAGAAAUAAAACAGGCUGCUGUGGGGGUGGAAAAUGCUCCACAUGUGCUAAAAAUACUAAAAAUAAUGCAGUAAUAAUCGCACUUUAAGAUAAACCAUUGAUUUGGACGGCGCUAACAUCAUCUCUCGUUUGAAACUCCGCUCUCUCCAGCUCCAUUCAGGUCCACGGUCACUCCUCAACAGGAAGUGACGAAAGUAGCCACGAGCGUGACGAACGGCUCUUUCGAAAAUACAACAAGGAAGUUACGGUUUAUUGUGAAGGAAAAUAACCGCUGGAGAAAAAAAAUCUCCUCAAACCGGGGGUCCCUUCGCUCGGUUGUUGGGUGUCCGGGGGGGGCGAGGUCACCGUGGACUUUCCCGAGAGCCCGUUUCCGAUCGUCUCGAGGAAUUCUGCUUGUAGCCAGCUAGCUAGCUAGCGAUGAACACGGACGUGGAAUUUCACAUCAGGCAGAAUUACCCGUGGAACAAGCUCCCAGCUAACGUCAAACAGAGUUUGGGGAACUCUCAGCGCGAGUAUGAGAAGCAAGUGCUCCUGUACAGCAUCCGCAACCAGCUGCGAUUCCGCAAUAACCUAGUGCGCCAUGUGAGGAAGGAUGAGCGCAAAUAUUAUGAGGAGCUUCUGAAGUACAGCCGGGACCACCUGAUGCUGUACCCCUACCACCUGUCUGACAUCAUGGUCAAAGGGCUACGAGUCACCCCGUUCUCGUAUUACAUAGGAAUCAUGGAGGAUAUUAUGAACAGUGAGAAGAGUUACGACUCCUUGCCCAACUUCACUGCAGCUGACUGUCUAAGGCUACUUGGCAUUGGGAGAAACCAGUACAUCGACCUGAUGAACCAGUGCAGGUCCUCCAAAAAAUUCUUCCGCAGGAAAACAGCACGGGACCUACUGCCGGCCAAACCAGUCGAGAUCUCCGUGGAGCCGUGGUGGGUGGCACAGACAGGCUACAUCACCGAGGACGACAUAAGGAUCUGUUCUCCCGCUGAGAAGAAAGCCAUUGAUAAGAUGAUAGAUUCUGGUCCUCAGCUGGCCGGAUCCAUGGAGUACAACGUGGUCUUAAGCUUGUACAACCGGGGAUUCAUCUACUUAGAUGUUCCCAUAUCUGAUGACAGCUGCAUCUCAGUGCCCCCACUGGAAGGGUUUGUCAUGAACCGGGUCCAGGGUGAUUACUUUGAAACGCUUCUGUACAAAAUCUUUGUGUCCAUCGAUGAGCAAACAAACGUAGCAGAGCUGGCAAAUGUGUUGGAGAUCGACUUGGACUUAGUGAAGAACGCAGUGUCCAUGUACUGUCGCCUCGGCUUCGCCGUGAAGAAAGGUCAGGUGUUCAGCUCAGACCAGCUCCACCCCACCUGGAAGAACGCCCCAUCUGUUAACAGGCUCAAAAGCACUAUGGACCCCCAGAAGAUGCUGCUGUCCUGGGAGCAGGGCAGUCCUGUAAUGGAGGGAGGCUCCUCAGCCACAGAUACAGACACCACUAGCCUGGAAGACCAAGCAGACACAGGUAGCGUUAGCAGCCUGAGCAUCCCAGCUGCACCCACCAAGAGGAUCGCCUUCCUUUUUGACUCGACCCUUACAGCCUUCCUGAUGAUGGGCAACUUAUCGCCGAACCUGAAGAGUCAUGCUGUGACCAUGUUUGAAGUGGGCAAACUGUCGGAUGAGACUCUCGACAGCUUCCUGGCUGAGCUGGAGAAGGUGGAGAGCACAGCAGAGGGCGAGGCUCAGCGUUACUUUGACCACGCUCUGACCCUGAAAAACACCAUUCUCUUCUUGCGCUACAACAAAGAACUCACUCAGGACCAGGGACCUGAUAUUCCAAACAUAGGUUUCCCCUUGGACAUGUUGCGCUGUGAGAGCCUGCUGGGUCUAGACCAGGCCACCUGCAGCCGCGUCCUCAACAAGAACUACAAGCUGCUGGUCUCGAUGGCACCGCUCAGCAACGAGAUCAGACCCAUCAGCAGCUGCACCCCUCAGCACAUUGGCCCAGCCAUCCCUGAGGUGAGCUCCAUCUGGUUCAAGCUGUACCUGUAUCAUGUGACUGGCCAAGGCCCGCCGUCUUUGCUGCUCUCCAAAGGCUCCAGGCUCCGCAAGCUGCCGGACAUUUUCCAGGUCUAUGACAGGUUAUUGAUAACUUCCUGGGGUCACGACCCUGGAGUGGUCCCUACGUCCAACGUGCUGACAAUGCUUAACGAUGCCCUCACACACUCUGCUGUUCUCAUCCAGGGUCAUGGUAUGCAUGGGCAUGGAGAAAUGGUGCAUAUCCCAUUCCCUUUUGAUGAGGAGGAUCUGAAGGGAGAGUUCUCCUACUCCAACAUGUGUGUGCACAAGGCACUGCAGAAGCUGAAGGAGCAUGUGGAUCUGGAGCACCAGUGUGGCUACAUCACCAUGCUCAACUCCAACAACAGGCACCGCCGCAGGCCCAGCGACAGCACUGAGUGCAGAGGAGACACCCAUCUAGGUGGAGGCUUGGACACUAAUGGCAGCACUGAGUCCUUUGAGCUUGUGACAGAGGAGAACAACGGUGAAGGCAAAGGAAAGACAGACACCCUUUCAUCUGAAGACGAGUGGGUCCCUCUUGAACUGUGCUUUGGCAUGCCCCUCUUCAGCUCUGAGCUCAACCGCAAAGUGUGUCGAAAGAUUGCUUCGCACAAGCUCUGCAGCAACGAGAGCCUUCAAGAGCUACUCCACUCGAGCCGAAAACUGUCACUCAAGGUGUUGAGCUUCGUUCAGUCAUUCCAGGAUGGCAGCCAGCCCUCUGACCUGGACAGUGGUGUGUCCAACCCUCUCAGCCAGCCCCCGCCAGAGUCCGGUGUCCCCCUGCCCGCCCUCAACCUCCUCUUCAAGGACGGGCAGCUGAAGGAAUGGAGCGGGCGCGCCCCUCCUCCUCUAGACAUCUCAGCCCUGCAGAAAGACCAACUGACAUAAAGCAUCAGCAAAACUUCCAGAUUUAGGAAUGAGGAAACGGCGUCCCAACGAUGGGGGCUAAUGUCUUUUCGCAGCGUCACGUCUCACUGUGGAAAUUCCUGUUCGUGGUUCCAGCCCUGCAUCUUUAAAUCCAGUCACAAGGAAACUCCCUUAUUCGUAAGCCCCGCCUUCUUGUCCAUCAGUAUCCAGUCGUGGGAUAAUUGGCCCCGUCAGCACUUUGUCAUUCACCUACUGUAUGAGGAAUCAUCGACACUAGUACCAACCCUCUUUGCUGUCCUCCUUCCCUCCCCUCUGUGAUUCCUCGUAUUCGUAGCAAGGCAGUGUUAUCUGUUGGAGUGGUGCUAUUAUCACACUAUAUCACAGCGAUGCAGGUAAACAUCAUUUAACCUGGAAGACCAUCUAACUGGAAACAAAUGCGCUGUUUUCCCACUGACUCCACCCCACCCCUUCAGUCGAUGGAUGUUUUGUGACCCUUGAGAGCAGAGUGUAAAAUGGUUAAUAUUGCAUAGAUGUUCAAAAAAAAAAAAAAAAAAAAAAAAAAAAGACCUAUAAAAUAAACAUUAACGUGUUGAACAGACUUCUUCAGGAAUCAUUUGACAAUAUGCAUAUUCUAGGACCAAUUCUUUGGACUUUAACCAGGUUGAUAAGACCCCGCUGCCUCCCUGUAUUGUCUCAUGUUAAGUGAUCUAAUGCAUGAUACUAUUGCACAAAAAAAAAUCUUUCCUCUUUACUUGUAAUCAAUAUUUGGGGCAUUUAUUAUUUGCACUGUGCAGGAUUUCUUCAAACCUGUGGACGAAGUAACAUCAUGUAAUUUUUUUUUUUUUUAAUGUUGGCUCAUUUGUAGUGUGCACGUGAUUUUAGAGCUCACCAAAAGGAAAGUGUCAUACAAGGCAUCUGAGAAACUGCGUUUUUUUUUUUUUUUAAUCCAUUAGAGAACACCAAAGACCUUAUUUCUUUAUAAUGAUUUAUUUUCUUUUUACUCCUUUCUCUGUUCUUUUAUUUUGGUGUUGCCUUAUUAUUUUCAGCCAAUCAAAAACUACCAGGUCUGGGAUCAUAUCUCCUGAUUUUUUUAAUUUCCUUUUUUGGGGGGUUGUUUUUUUUAAACUCACAAGUUUCUUUUUUUUUUUUUAAUUGUUAAUAUGCAUUUGAUGUAGUGUGUCUAACUAAUAAAAAUUACCAAUGUCGGAUCAAAAAAACCUGCCAGCCAUUAUCAAGAAUUUGACAAAAUUAAUCAAACUGAACCAAACUGAAAAGAAUGGGAACAGUUAGCUCUGCAUGUUUGACCCAGGGCUGUUGCCACUGUCGCUUGCCAGCUAUCUCUCUCUGUCUCUCUGUGGAUCAGCUUUUGUGCAGUGCACUCUUGGCCAGCCUUGCUCACUCUCCAGGGGAUUCUGUUUACACCAUGUUUUGAAAAAAAAAGGGGGUUUGUAGUCUAGAGAGAAGGCAACUUUGUUGUGAAGGCUGUUGCAGACCCAGGGGAUGGAAAUGCUAAUGCUUUGCCCAGCAUCUCAGAGAUGUGAUGGCCCAAAAAGUGUCUGAAGCCUAUCGUGAAUUUUUUCAGUGUUGCUCUGAGAAUAUAGAGUACUUUUUUUUAUUGCAUUUAAAAUGGAAACCCAGUUUGUUGAGCUCUCUCUCCCUCCAUUUUUUUUAAGGAAUCUACAUUCUGUUUUUGACCCACUUGUGGUAGUUUCUGAUAACGUGAUGCUAAAAUAGGGGAAAAAACAACUGUCACAAGGACCUUUUGAAGCAUGAUGACUGUGUAGAAACCAUUGUGAGUAUGUUGCGUGAGUAUUGUACACGUCACGGGUGUGUUUUUAAUACACGCCUACCUUUCACAGUAAGAGUCUCCUCCCAGUCCUGCCUGUUUGUUAUCUACUUGCAGUUACUCAGUCGUCCCAGAUACACCCCCCUGCCCCCUUCCUCCCCUAGAUAUACAUCCACCGCAGUGUUUAAAAUGCUAGUUUUAUAUGUCAGCAGGUAUUUUAGGAACUCUUUGUUGUAGCUUGUUUAAUGGGACUGUAGAUAUUUGACAGAUUUAAACAUGAUCUUGUAAUUACAUUGGUUACAAAAAAAGAAGAAGAAAGUGACAUUCCCUCACCAUGCCCUUCCUUCCUCCUUUUCUCCAUCUUGCCUCGUCUCCGGUUACAUACUAUUACAGAUAAAUAUGUAAAAAGUAUAUGAAAAUAUAAAUAAAUAUGUAAUAAGAUCAAAA
Messenger RNA from Pelmatolapia mariae (spotted tilapia), 5140 nucleotides. It is a transcript of the gene fam91a1, whose product is annotated as family with sequence similarity 91 member A1. The record is from RefSeq and is a predicted model, not a curated record. NCBI's taxonomy places the organism in Eukaryota, Metazoa, Chordata, Actinopteri, Cichliformes, Cichlidae. The transcript is spliced from 24 exons. Gene Ontology annotation, biological process: intracellular protein transport. Gene Ontology annotation, cellular component: trans-Golgi network; cytoplasmic vesicle. The coding region runs from base 427 to 2928 and encodes 833 amino acids.